Molecule: messenger RNA, 4397 nt
Organism: Closterium sp. NIES-67
Lineage: Eukaryota; Viridiplantae; Streptophyta; Zygnematophyceae; Desmidiales; Closteriaceae
Source: the annotation of a GenBank genome assembly
AACGAAUAACGCAACACACACAAUUCAGAACCAAAGCUCUUGCUCAUGGUGUCAGUUUAGAACCACCCGCCUAGGUUUACAUUCCUGUGUUAGUCUCCGACGCUAUACUCGCCCACCGCACCGCUCGCGAACUUUUCUCGUCCAUGGGAUGCAUUCCGUCCAAGUCCGAGUUCCGCAAGCUGUAGGCUGCGUGUCGAGCCAUCAGAAGGUCUGUAGCUGACGUGUCAGACUCAGGAGAUUCCGACGCCGACGCCUCACGCACGUGUCCCAUAUGGGAUGCAUUCCGUCCAAGCCCGAGCUCGACAAGUUGUGGGACACUUCAUGAAAUUUGUUGGCUGGGUUUCGAGUUGAGACGUCUCAAAAUUCGAGUUCAGAAGCUCUGUCGCCGACGCGUCCCGCUCAAACGUCUAAUAGGCUGGCGCCUCACGCGAAGGGUACCCGCGAUCUAUCAUUCUCGCCCUAUGGGAUGCAUUCAGUCCAAGCCCGACUACCACAAGCUCAGAGUCGUCUCUUAAGAUCUGUACGCUGACGCGUCACGCUCGGCGUACUCGCGAUCUCUCUUUUCUUUCCCUAUGGGAUGUAUUCAGUCCAAGCCCGAGCUCCAGAGUCGGGACAAUGACCGCGACGGCGAUAGCCCUGCUUCGUCGAGGAAAGAGCGGCGUGGGCAGUCCAGAAGAAAGGAGCGAGCCAAGACUGUGAGCAUUCACGGGAAACCGAGGAAGCGGGAUCCAGCAGCGGCAGAGGCUGCAGGCAGCAGCCAAAAGGAGGAGCAGGCAGCUGCGAGUGCUUUAUCAGGUGGGGUUGCAGACCCGACGCAAUCCGCGCCAGGCGAUGCGGGGGAGGAGAGAGACGGCAGUUUGCUGGGAAAUUCUGACGAAGCCGAAGGAGCAGUUGUGGGAGCAGCUGCUGCGCCUGUUGUUGGGGACAGCUUGCCGGCGAUCGCUUCACCAAGGGGGGAAGCAGCGACGGAAGGGGCAGGGAGGGAAGGCGGCUCGGAAAAGCAGGGAGACGAUGCUGACGUGGAUGUAGGAAAUGAAGUCUCAGGUGGUGCUAACGGGGUGGAUGGGGGCGGCUGGGCUGACGCGGCGGACGGGGUGCAAGACGGUGAAGAGGAGUUCAUUUUCGAUCCGGAUGUUCUGGCGAGCUUCGAGGAGGACCUUCGGAGGGAGAGGGAGUACCAGCAGACGCUGGAGCAGCUGCUGCUGAACCUUCCCUCUGAGGUCAUGGGGGCAGAUGGGGACUGGAACGGGGAUGGGGAUGGUGGGGGUGGUGGAGGAGGAGAGGGGGGCAGAGGGGAGGGGGCUGCUGGGGUGGUAGCAGUAGCAGGGCAGGGAGGGGGGCCAGGAAAGAAGAAGAAGAAAAAGAAGAAGGGGGCGAAGGAAGGUGAGAAGGCGGCGCCGAAGAAGACCAAAAAGAAGAAGGUGGUCAAAGGGGAUGGCGUGGGUGUGACUGGGGAGGCGACUUCUGUGCCGACUCAAAAGCCUAAAGGGGACGGCGUGGGGGUGACUGGAGGGACGAUAACAGUGCCACGUGCAGAUGGCGCAGCGCCAAGCACUGGGCGUGCUAUGAGUACUGGAAACGGAGUAGCGGCAACAGACAAGGCCACAGCAGCCACAGGGUCCAACGCAGCAGCUGCAGGUGCCAACGCAGCAGGCACAGAUGCCAACGCAGCAGCUGCGGGCGAGAAUGCUGCCAGUGGAGUGAAGGACAGGGAUGAGAUGCAUGCCAGCUCAGCAGGUACUGCAGCAGACAGAGGACUGGGAGGGGAACCUGCCAGGAAGGCGGGAAAGCAAGAACAGGGUGAGAAAGGGGAAGAAGAGGAAACAGAGAGGAGAGAGGAGGAGGCGGAGGAGAAGGAGGGGGAGCAGGAGGAAGAGCAGGAGGAGGGGGAGGGAGAGCAGGAUGAGGAGGAUGAGGAGGAUGAGGGUGCUUUUCUGUUUGACCCGGAUCUACUGGACGCCAUGGAGGCGGCUCUAGAGCGGCACAGUGCUGCUGACUGGCAGAGGCACACCCCCCAGGCGAGCCCCAUGCACGCUGCUCUGGUGGGCAGGCGAGUGAGUCCUAUGCAAGCUGCCAUGGUGGGCGGUAGGGUGAGUCCCAUGCAUGCUGCUCUGGUGGGCGGCAGAGUGAGCCCCAUGGCAGCAGGCAGGGCGGCAGGCAGGGCCAGUCCGCAGCUUGCAGGGUUGCAGCCGCGGGGUGCAAGUCCCAGCCGUGGCAGCUACUACGCUGGCAAGGACAGCCCCAGGCUGCGAGGCGUGCAGAACCCGAGUGCUGCAAGACGCAGCUUUGAUGGGGGCAGGGUUGAUAGUGGGCGGGUGGACAGUGGCAGGGCUAGCAGGGUGGGCUCAGGGGGGGUUGAACCAGGCAGGGUUGUCUCUCCCAGGGUUGACAGUCCCCAUGCUGCCAGUGGCCAUUUUGCCACUGUGGUUGCUGUUGCAGGAGCACCAGCUCCAGCGGCAGCAGUAUUGGCACCAGGAGCGGCGGGAGCAGUGGCAGGAGGAGGAGUGGCAGCAACGGCAGCACCAGCAGUAGCAGCAACGGCAGGAACAGCAGCAGCAGUUGCACCAGCGGUAGCAGCAACGAAAGCACCAGCAGCACCAGCUGCAGCAACAGAAGCAUUUAUGGCGGCAGAGUGGGCAGCUGAAAUACUUGAAGUGGAGUCACCAGCAGCAGCACUGGUGCAAUCAGCAGCAAAGCGAUCAGCAGCAGCAGCAGCAGAGCACGUGCAAGUAAAUGCAUCUCAGCCAGUAUCAGCAGUGCAAGCACCACCAGACACAGUGCGAGCAAUGACAGGAGAAGCAGCAGAAAUAGCAGCAGCCCGUGCAGGGAAGAUGGCACCAGAAACUCUCACAUCUGGAACUGCUGGUGCCGUUGAUGCCUCUACUUGUCUCGCUGCUGCUCCUGCUGCUGCUAACGCUCCGCCUGCUCCUCCUGCUGCUCCUUCCGUUUUUUCCCUUCCCCCUCCCACGACUGCUCCUACUGUUGCUGCCACUGCGCCUGCUCCUGCUUCGACUGCAGCAGCACCAGCAGCACCAGCAGCACCAGCAGCACCAGCAGCACCAGCAGCAGAGGCGGCAAGGGGCGAGGCAGUGGAGGAGGAGAGGAGGGUGAUCAAGCAAGGGCUCGUGGCCAGACUGGCCGCUCAGCUGGAAGCCGCUGCCUCUGCUGACGCUGCUGCUGCUGCCGACGCUGCAGGAGGGGUGCGCGGAAAGUGGGUGGCUGCUGUGGUAGCCUCUGCCAAUGCUGCCGAAGCUGGAGGGGCCAAGCCUGAUGCUGGAUCAGAGGGGCAAGGGGCAAGCGCUGCAGCAGACAAGUCGGCAUCAGAAGCCGCAGCAGCAGCUGGAGGAGAAGGGUGCGAUGCAGCAGCAAAAGGGGAGGAGGCAGGGGCAAAGGAGGAGGAAGAUACAGCAGCAAAGGUGAAGGAGGUGGUCCCCCCUGGACCCCCUCCCCCUCCUCCCCGGUCACCGCUGCUAGAAAGUUUCGACAAACGCUGCCCGCCGGGAGGGCAAGACACAGUGGUGGUGUAUUCUACGACACUCCGGGCAGUGAGGAAAACUUUCGAGGACUGCGUCAAAGUGAAGAACGUCCUGCAGGCUUUACGAGUGGUGUAUGAAGAACGGGACAUAUCAAUGCGCGUCUCGUACCGCCAGGAGCUCAAGACGCUUAUGUCCUCCCCGGCAGGAGCAGCAGCAGCAGCGUCAGCAGCAGCAGCAGCAGCAGCAGCAGCAGCGGCCACUGUCCCCCGCCUCUUCAUAUGUGGGCGUUACAUCGGCGACGCGGACACCAUUCUCCAGAUGUACGACGAUUAUUUCCUCGCAGAGCUCGUGCAGGGGCUGCCCACGACGGACGAUGGAGGGAAGGGGGGCUGUGGGACCUGCGGGGGCAGCAAGAUGGUCACGUGCCGCCAGUGCGGUGGUAACCACAAGGUGGUAACCAGCUAUGGUAUGAGGAUCUGCUCGCAUUGCGAUGACACCGGGCAUGUGCCGUGUCACACGUGCGAGGGGGGGUAGGCCUGGUUGCGGUAACCACCAGUCCAUAACCACAAGGUGGUAACCAGUCAUGGCAUGCACCAGUACGCUCCCAUUGCAAUGAUAGUGAGCAUUUCAGAAUGCGGCGCCACACGUGUGAAUGGGAGGUAGGCCGGGGGAGAGGAAGUACUGGUGGUUUAGGUGAGGGUGUUAGAAAGGGAUAGGAUGACUAAGAGGGACGUUAGAGGGGUGUUAAAACUCUUUCAGGUGUCAACUUGGUUUGUGUACAGGAUUGUAGUGAAGUGUUUUGGUAAGUAGGGGAAGGGGUUUAGAGGGAUGUAGUGUUCAGCAGUAGUGUUGUAACAGUAGUGGGGUUUGCCUUGAACCGAGUUUGUAUACUUAUGGCUAGAGCCAAAAGAUUGGAUAGAA